CGUAAUUUAGAUUCGAAAGGUGUCAAAUUUCCAUAAAAGAAGACUAUAAUUAUAUUUGUUACUCCUUCGAUAAAUAAAUCAAUAAGAAAAUACUUACAGAAUGCAGAAUCCUAAUGAGGAUACAGAAUGGAACGAUGUCCUACGAGCGAAGGGAAUUAUUCCUCCAAAGGAGAAAGAAAUCUCCGAGGAACAAAUUGUAAACAUGAUCGAAGAGACCAUACAAAAUAAACAAGCUGAAAAAGAGAAACAACUAUCAGAGUUAGACUUAGAUGGUUUAGAUGAGCUAGAAGAUGAGGAGGAUGAAGCUGUACUACAGGAGUACCGCAGACGGAGAAUUGCGGAAAUGAAGAGGUUGGCAGAAAAGCCAAGAUUUGGUGAUAUCAGAGAGGUCUCUGGCCAAGAUUAUGUUCAAGAGGUAAACAAAGCUGGUGAAGGCAUCUGGGUUGUUAUACAUCUUUAUAAACAAGGGAUACAAGAAUGUGCCCUUCUAAAUCAGCAUAUGCGGGAACUGGCCGCAAAAUUCCCAUACACCAAGUUCUUGAAGGCAAUGGCUCAGACAUGCAUCCCCAACUACCCAGAGAGAAAUCUACCCAGUGUGUUUGUGUACUUUGAAGGGGAUAUGAAGAAGCAGUUUGUGGGACCACUUGAAUUGAGAGGCACCGCAUUGACUUGUGAUGAAUUGGAGUUCAUCCUGGGUCAAGUUGGAGCUGUUGAUACGAAGAUCAAGGAAGAUCCAAAACCAAAGAUAAAGGACAAAUUGUUCACGGACUUGGGCUGCAAUGAUUGGUGACGGGUAACAGAUGUGUACUGAAUGGUGCAAUAGACAAUAUUUUAUACUUCUUGGUGUGAGGAUGCUUACUGUAUUAUUUAUUAUAGUUUUUAGCCAUUGAUAAAAUAUAAACAUUUGUUCUUUUGAUAAUAUUUCUAUAAAGAUUAUUAACUGUAAGUUUAAUACUACAUUUAGGAUUCCGUAUUAAAAUCUAGAUUUUAUUUGCUAAAAUUUUUGUCUUAUGCAUUUACUGUUUUUUUUAGUAUUUUGACAAAUAUGAACUCGAAUGUCUGAUUCUGUUUUUGUUAAUAAUAAAUCAUAUGCAACUUAUAUUUGUUAAAUUAUUUUAAUAUAGACAACAUUAUAAAAAAUACUAAUUUUAAUAAAAUCGUUUAAAUUUUUACAAUUUAGUCAAUUUUACUUACAUUUUAACUUCUAUGUACUAUUAGUAUUUUAUAGUACUUAACAAGAAUGAAAAUAUUUUAUGAUAAGUGAUUUGUCAUAUAUCGAGCUUGAGAUUUUAUACCAGUGUUUUACAAUAAAAAAAAAUCUGCAAAUAUUCAUUGUUUUUUUUUUAUUACAGCUGACUGGAAAUACAUCCAGGAACUUGUGUAAAGGAGGAAAAUUUUAUUUUAAAAGUUACUGUAAUGGCUUAGCCAUCGCAAAAGCUUGAGUCUAAAGUAUAUACCUUACACUUUAUUUAAAAAUAAAA
Molecule: messenger RNA, 1481 nt
Organism: Papilio xuthus (Asian swallowtail)
Lineage: Eukaryota; Metazoa; Arthropoda; Insecta; Lepidoptera; Papilionidae
Source: RefSeq, a predicted model, not a curated record